Urocitellus parryii (Arctic ground squirrel) is the source of this 2261-nucleotide messenger RNA. It is a transcript of the gene Pxdc1, whose product is annotated as PX domain containing 1. The record is from RefSeq and is a predicted model, not a curated record. Gene Ontology annotation, molecular function: phosphatidylinositol binding. NCBI's taxonomy places the organism in Eukaryota, Metazoa, Chordata, Mammalia, Rodentia, Sciuridae.
GCAGUGGCGCGGGCUCCGCGGAGGCAGCGCGGGGCGUGGGGCGCGGUGGGUCAGGCCACCCCCUCCGCGCGCGGCCCGUKGCGGCUUUUCAGAGGGAGGGGGAGGGAGGCGGACGCGACCAGGACUCGACGUCGACAACCGCACCGCCCGCGAUGGGAAGUGUCUUAUAAAGCCGCCGCCGGGCCGGACAGACCGACUUUUGUCGCGGCGGCGCCCGGAUCGCGGGCAGCACCGGGAGUGCGCGCAGAGACCGGGCAGACGCGGGAAGACUCCUGCAGCUCCGGCAGCCCCAGGACAGACCUCAGACCCCAGUACGACCYCGGCUGGGGACAGACCCCGGCUGGGGACCGACCCAGGUCGACUCCAGUCUCGCACAGACGCGGGUCCCUGCGGAUCCCGGCCCUUGACGCACUCGAGACCAGACGCACCCGGCCGGACCCCAGCUCCAAACAGACCCCCGGCGCGGGCGCGCCUCCUGCCGGCGGGCGGGCAGGCAGGGGCCGAGGGCGCCCCCGGCGGCCAGGGCAUGCCAGGCCCGCGGUAUGGCCUCGGCGGUGUUUGAGGGCACGUCGCUUGUGAACAUGUUCGUGCGCGGCUGCUGGGUGAACGGCAUUCGCAGGCUCAUCGUCAGCCGGCGCGGCGACGAGGAGGAGUUCUUCGAGAUCCGCACGGAGUGGUCGGACCGCAGCGUGCUCUACUUGCACCGCAGCUUUGCCGACCUAGGCCGCCUGUGGCAGCGCCUCCGCGACGCCUUCCCCGAGGACCGGCCCGAGCUGGCGCGCGGGCCGCUGCGGCAAGGUCUGGUUGCCAUAAAGGAUGCACACGACAUAGAGACCAGGCUCAACGAGGUGGAGAAGUUGCUCAAGACGAUCAUCAGCAUGCCGUGUAAAUAUUCUAGGUCUGAAGUUGUGCUCACCUUCUUCGAAAGAUCUCCGCUGGACCAAGUAUUAAAAAAUGAUAAUGUACAUAAAAUUCAACCCAGCUUUCAAAGUCCGGUCAAAAUAUCAGAAAUCAUGAGGUCCAAUGGAUUCUGUUUAGCAAACACAGAAACGAUCGUCAUUGACCACAGUAUACCAAAUGGAAAAGACCAGCACCUGGGCGUGGAUCCUGCAGAGCAUCUGUUUGAGAAUGGUGGGGAGUUCACCUCAGAGCUGGAGAACGGCGACGACCCAGCAGCUUAUGUCACCAACCUGUCCUAUUAUCAYCUGGUCCCCUUCGAGACGGACAUUUUGGACUGAGCCCCUCCAUUGGGACUCCCCCCACCUCAGCCCUUGACUGCAUGUCCUGACGCUGUCCAAAGCUGCCACUCAGGCCUGGAUUUCCYAGGGUCCCAGACCCCAUCCCUGGUGAGGGCUGGUGUCCGACAAUUGGAGCUGCAGGGCUUCUUGGUGGCUGUGGGCUGAUUGCACGUCUCCAACAACCAGGGCUCAUGUCCCUGAGUCUCCGCAGCCUGCAGUUCUGCGGGGCCUUCUCCUCUCUCUCCGCUUGACACACCAGGAUGCCUCUUCACUCCUGGGACUCGCUGCCUAUGCUCAGUGCCUGCAGGGCGUGCUCUCUGCCAGGCCAGGGGUGCCAGGUUGUGUCUGGCCUCCCUCUCACUGUUACUCCUUCUCUGCGAGGGGCAUUCCCUUAUACCAAUGGCCUCAGACUGCCUGGCUACCUUGACUCCCCACCAUCCCUUCAUACGUGAAAGGCAGGAGGCAUUUCAAGGGGAGAUUUUGACAAGUUGCCAAGUUCUGGAUGACUGAAGCAGGGGAUGUUUAGUAAUCCCGAUUUCCCUGGAACCAGGAUGUGUGGCUUUUGUUUUUGUGUUUCAUCUCUCUGGAAACCAAGUUCGGGGUCAGCCCGGAGGAGUAAACACUUGACAGAAGGUCAAGCACACAUGGGGAGUGUUGGCCUCAGAGCAGUGGAAUCAUUGAUGACCAGGUGCGUGCAUGUCUGAACUUGGCCUGAGAGUUAAUGAUGCCCCUCAAGAGCAAAGGAAGCCCUUUCUUGGACCGCCAGCUCCUCUCAGUCAGCCCUUCCACUUGGGUGUGAUGCUGUUACUACCGCCUGCAGGCGGCGGGGGUUCCUCUCUCCUGCCCUCGGUGCCAUCGUUGUCAUAAUGAACCUGAAAGGAUGGAAUUGGAAGGAAAGCUCAGGGCCCCGGGCCUACAGRGGUGGGUCUGGGUUCUCUGAGAUUUAUCUCCCCGGUGUCUACUAACGACCAGCAUUUGCUAAUGUAAAUAAUAGUAAAUUAUUGAGAAUUCUAAUUCUUUUAC